Molecule: messenger RNA, 1222 nt
Organism: Gadus morhua (Atlantic cod)
Lineage: Eukaryota; Metazoa; Chordata; Actinopteri; Gadiformes; Gadidae
Exons: 6
Coding region: 42-938 (298 amino acids)
Source: RefSeq, a predicted model, not a curated record
CUCAGUGGCAGCCCCUCUCCUCAGCUUCUCCUACAGACCAGAUGCUUCUACUCACUAGGGCUGCCUGGAGCUCACUGUGUUUAGCGGUGGUUGCCAUGGCAGCAGAGCUGACUCAGGACCAGGUGUCGUGGACCAGGAGAGAAGGGGAAGCCGUCUCCUUCAGGUGUACAGACACUGACCAGUGUACUGGUUCCUAUAUCUUCUGGUACCAGAAGAAAGAGAGCGAAACAUUCACCCUGAUUCUUGACAUUGGCAAGAGUAAUGGUGCGCUUGAUAAAAGUUACAACCAUCCUCAGAAGGAUGAUUUCUCAUCAGUCCUCAAAGAGAACAGCUGGGAGUUGUCACUUCAGCUGGUGAAAGCGUCCCAUUCCGCCACCUACUACUGUUCCUGUUGGACUAGUGGUGUCACACAUGUCUAUGAUGUCGGGGGAUAUUUCACUGUGGAUAUCCCAACUUUUGGUCGUGGCACCACCCUGGUUGUUACAGACAGGUCAGUGGUGCGGCCCAAAGUGAGCGUCUACCCAGCGACGGGAGCUGAUUUAAAGGGCCGGCGCUCCCUGCUGUGUGUAGCCAGAGACAUGGUCCCUGAGGAGGUCCGGGUGUCCUGGAGGAGGAGAGGGGGGGGCAGAGGGGGGGGGAAGGACGGGGAGCAGCUGGAGCUCAGAGGACCGACAUACGCUGCCAGCAUCCUGGUUAUUGAUCGGGGAGAAACCCUCACAGAUCAAUACAUCUGUAGAGUUGAGCAUGAAAGCGGUCUGCAGGAGGAGUUCCCAGCAGAGUCCCUCCAGGUGCUGUCCAGAGCCAGGCUGGCGUCUGUGCUCUACACAGUGAUGGUGGUGAAGAGUGUGCUCUGCUGCUGUGGCCUGGCUCUCCUGCUCCUCCACACCAACAAGACCAGCAGGACGCCCAGAACCAGCACCACCACAGCCCUGGACUGACGCUCCUGUCCCCCAGAACCAGCAGACCCACCUUGUACAACCAUAUGAGGUCAUCAUGUCAACAUGUCAACAUUUUUUUAAUUUUGUUCCGAUUCUCUUUUCCCUCCACUGGUCGGACCAGAGAGCUGCAUUUCUUUUGCUGAUUUGUUCUUACUGCCGAUUAUGUAAAAACUAUUUAUAAAAAUCUAAAUUGUUACAUUUGCUGGUUGUCUAUUAAUGAAGGUGUGGAAUUUGUGGUGCAUUAUUAUGUUAAAUGAAUAAAAAAAGUUUUCCUACUCUUUGAA